UUAAGAGCCACUGACGUAGUCCUCUCUGACAACGGGUUUUAACAGAGGCGCAGUCUGUGUAGGAACAGAGAAAAGUGUUUUGAGACAAAGAUAAAGGGGGGAAACAGAAGUAUUAAGUGGUGAGGUGGCUUUAAGUGUUUUGAUUUAGUAACACGAUGCUGCUGUCGUGCUGUCCUGCGCGCUUCGAACCUGUGUGGAGCCUCUGGAGUGGCCACAACUGGUGUCCUCUCACAUCUACAUCCACAGCAUCAGCAAACAGUUGGUUUUGAGCAUCAGGUGAGCGUCUCAGACAGUAUUUCCACUUCUUCUCCCUCUCUCUAUGAGGCGACACUUUAAGCUGAGGAGCAAAGGGAGUGGAUGCGUCUAAGCAAGUAUGACCAGAGGAUCCGCGCCCUGACGCGCUCCGGUGAGUUCAUGUUGGACCGGUGAGAGUGUGGACUAGUAUGAAGCGCCAUGGCUUGGUGUGACCGCGGGGUUCAAACGCUGCUGGCCACCGUGGGGGCUUUCGCUGCCUUCAGCCUGAUGACCAUCGCCAUCGGCACGGACUACUGGCUCUAUUCGCGGGCGUACAUCUGCAACAGCACCAAUGCCACCACAGACGAGACCCAAUCGCAGCCCAAAACCAAGAAGGGCGACCUCACCCACUCCGGACUAUGGAGAAUCUGCUGUAUUGAAGGCAUCAAUCAAGGCAGCUGUUUCAGAAUCAACCAUUUUCCUGACGACAACGAUUACGACACAGACAGCUCUGAAUACCUGCUGCGUAUAGUUCGUGCCUCCAGUGUGUUCCCCAUCCUCAGCACCUGCCUGUUGAUGCUUGGCGGGCUGUGCGUUGGGGUGGGCCGAGUCUACAACAAGACAAACAACGUCCUCCUCAGCGCAGGCAUCCUCUUUGUAGCUGCAGGUCUGAGCAACAUAAUUGGCAUCAUCGUCUACAUCUCCAGCAACGCAGGAGACCCUAGUGACAAACGCGACGAUGACAAGAAAUACACUUACUCCUAUGGCUGGUCGUUCUACUUUGGCGCCCUCUCUUUCAUCGUGGCCGAAACUGUGGCUGUCCUUGCCAUUAACAUCUACAUUGAGAAAAACAAGGAAGUUCGGUGGAGGGCGCGGCGCGAGUUCAUCCGAUCGCUCUCUUCUUCUUCACCGUACUCGAGGAUACCGAGCUUCCGCUAUCGCCGACGGACAUCGCACGCUAGCUCUCACUCUACGGAGGCAUCGCGGGAGAACUCGCCAGUGGUUGGCCUGAAGGGGGCAACAUCUUCCAGUGGGGCCCUGGAUGAGCUGUCCAUGUACGCCCUGGCCAGGGACAGUGUGACGGAGAACACGUACAGCCCCGAACAUGAGGCGGGUGCUGAGUUCCUCCAGGUCCAUAACUGUUUCCCCAAUGAUUUAAAGGACGGGGUGAAUCGCAGGACCACACCGGUAUAAGGGGCACAAUUCCAGGGCCGAGGUUCGCCUGGAAGUGGGCUAAUCUGUUGGAGUGCUUGUGAUAGCCUGCCAUGUUAGAGGUGUAACUGAGACUGUCCUUUUUUGAAAGGACCAGAUGAGAAGAGAGGACAGUCAGCUGGGCAGAAGAUGAGCCAAUUAACUGUCAGAGUCAUUUAUCUGCUUUUAGAGAUCAUCAAAGCAGUUGUCUGUGUUGUAGCCAAUGCGAAAUUAGUGUUAACUUUCAACUGUCCAAACGCUUAAACGAGCAGCUCAUGUUCAUGUUCUGAUCACUAAACAUUGUGGAUAAAGAGUCAGAGAGAGAGGGACGAGCUGACAUGUGCCAAUCAGCAGUAUUCUACCUGUAAAGUAUUUAACAAGGUGCUAAAAAUGAAAUGUACUCUUCAACUUGAAAGUGUUUCGUUUGUGUGUGUGCAGUUGCUAUAAAGUGUGAAUCUCUGUCCAAAGUUUGAAUUGUGUCCUCAUAACCAGUUUGGUCUUGCCUUAUGCUCUAAUCAUAGGGGGCUCUGUCUCUCAGCACUGUCCUUUAGAAUAACGCUCGACACGUAGGUCAAAAUAUCACGCAUGUGGAGAUCCAUUAGAAGCAUUGGGGCACCAUAUAUGAUUCCUCACCCGAUAAAGGGUUAAACAAACUCACAUAUCUUUUUCUGCAUGAGAGUGUGGUGGAGGGUGCGUGUCUUAAGUAAUGACUGACUUGUAAUGUACUGAAUGUUUCGUAUUUGAGCAGAACGUGCGACAUGAAAGGUUUUCUCUCCCUCGCUGUCUCUUCUUUAAUUCUUUGCUUCUCUGACAUUUGUCAGUGGAACAGCUCUGUUCAACGGCCCCUUUUUAUUCACUUCCAUAUCAGUCCCCCAGCCUUCCAUCACAGCCCCCCUCCCCGAUGGAUGUGACAUUGUGUAUGUCACAAGAGAACAGCAGCUGACAAAAAAAAAAAAGGGGGGGUGCCCAGAACUGUGAAAACGGCACAGGUCAGGACUUCCUUUCCCUCUGAAUGAAACCUUGGCAUCCAGAGUGCUCAACAGAUAAGAUAUCAGAGCCAGGAGGCGAAUGUUUGUCUGUCUGUCUCACCCCAUGUGAGUCCAUCUGGUUCCCUUUUGCGAACAGAGAACCCAGACAGAGGCAGAGGGAGCUGUCUGUGCCUGCAUCCCUGAAGGAUUUGGCUCUAUUAACCAGACUGUGUGUGUGUGUUUGAAUGAGUGUGUGUGCUGUCGUCUUGCACGUCUAUCACUGCUCUUUCUUUCAGUUCUCUCAGGAAAUACUGUGUAGUUAUGGCAGUGGGAACACUUUGAGGUCCUCUCUCUAUUUUGUGGCAGUGCUGGGAAACAGCAACCAGUGACAAAGAUGAACCUGAUAGGUUUGAAGGGGCAAAAAAAAAGGCCAUUACUGUAUUGAGUAAAUGCUGUGAGUGUUUGCUUGAGCUUGCUCCAAGAACCAGCUGGGGUGGGUUUUUUCAGUCUUAGGGCUAUUUGGUUGGUUCUGGUUUGACAAGCGAGCUCACUCAACCACAGAGUCGUAUUUGAUUGUAAUUUUGUGUGUUUGAUAUGCCAUUAGAGAUACCACAAGGCUGAGCUCAUGUAAAAGAAAGCCGUCAGUAUAAUCCAUCCGAAUCUUUUAUAUUACAGUUUGGGGGUUAAAAAAUAUCCAAAUGUGUUUGUAAUGUAAAGGUGUAAAAUUGUAUAUAAAAGUACAAUAAAAAAUACAAAACAGAAAAAAAAAAAAUACUGAAUGUGCAAGGACAUGAACAGAUGAUUCAAAGCAUUAUUUUACGGAACAAUGUCUCAAUAAUAAUGCCUUGAUGCAAUCUGCCGUCAAUCAUACAAUUAACCAUUUUAUAUUCAGAUAAACACACACUGGUUUUGCUGUUAUCAGUCACAGACGUUGAAUAUUCUGUUUUGUAAGGUGAAGUACAGUAGGUACGUUUAGGAGACGGCGCUAGAUUUUAUAUUCCAUGUGUAUGCGGCAGCUGUACUUUACUGAAUGUGCUAAUAUUGAUUGAUUUGCUUACUAUUGUUGUGAAAUAAGCACAAGAAAAUAAAUUAACUGUAGACAUUAUGAUUGGAGAUGUUCAGACGGGAGGUGCUAAUUGGAUUGGAGUUGCAUAAUAAAAAAAAAUAAAUAACAGGGAAAGAAA
Messenger RNA from Larimichthys crocea (large yellow croaker), 3577 nucleotides. Its product is annotated as voltage-dependent calcium channel gamma-4 subunit. Gene Ontology annotation, biological process: regulation of AMPA receptor activity; postsynaptic neurotransmitter receptor diffusion trapping; transmission of nerve impulse. Gene Ontology annotation, cellular component: postsynaptic density membrane; AMPA glutamate receptor complex; voltage-gated calcium channel complex. Gene Ontology annotation, molecular function: voltage-gated calcium channel activity; channel regulator activity. NCBI's taxonomy places the organism in Eukaryota, Metazoa, Chordata, Actinopteri, Sciaenidae. The coding region runs from base 454 to 1428 and encodes 324 amino acids. The record is from RefSeq and is a predicted model, not a curated record. The transcript is spliced from 4 exons.